Molecule: messenger RNA, 996 nt
Organism: Lactuca virosa
Lineage: Eukaryota; Viridiplantae; Streptophyta; Magnoliopsida; Asterales; Asteraceae
Source: the annotation of a GenBank genome assembly
AUGCCACCGACAUUCCACCUCCUAACCACCACUCUAAUCCUCCUCCUCCACCUCAUCUUCGCCGCUGAACUACCGGAAUUCCAAGAAGCCCAAGCAUUUCGAAAUGGAAAAGAAUGCAAUGACACAAGAAUCCACAUAGCAAUGACCCUAGACGCCACCUACCUCCGUGGCUCGAUCGCCGGUGUAUUCUCCGUCGUUCAACACGCCACCUGCCCGGAAAACAUCAUCUUCCAUUUUCUCACCACCCAUCGUCUCUCCUCCUCCCUUCGCCGCACAAUCACCACAACUUUCCCUUACCUCAACUUCCACCUCCAUCACUUCCACACAGAUCUAGUCAGAAACAAAAUCUCCACCUCCAUCCGCCGUGCACUCGACCAACCACUCAACUACGCCCGCAUCUACCUCUCUCACCUCCUCCCCACCACCGUCCACCGCGUCAUAUACUUUGAUUCCGAUCUCAUCGUCGUCGACGACGUCGUCAAGCUCUGGGAAAUCAACCUUAAUUCCCAUGUCCUCGGAGCACCCGAGUAUUGCCACGCGAACUUCACCCACUACUUUACACCCAAAUUCUGGUCAACCCCUUACUUCUCCGGCGUAUUCAACCACCGCGCUGCGGAGCCGUGCUACUUCAACACCGGCGUAAUGGUGAUCGAUUUGAUGAAAUGGAGAAGGUAUAAGAUAACAGAAAAGCUCGAAAAAUGGAUGGAGAUACAGAAAAAACAUCGGAUUUACGAACUGGGUUCGUUGCCACCAUUCUUGUUAGUGUUCGCCGGAGAUGUUGAGGGGGUGGAGCAUCGGUGGAACCAACAUGGGCUCGGCGGGGAUAACGUUGAAGGGUUGUGCCGGAAUCUGCAUCCGGGUCCGGUGAGCUUGCUUCACUGGAGCGGAAAGGGAAAGCCGUGGUUGAGAUUGAAUUCGAUGCGACCAUGUCCACUGGAUCAACUGUGGGCCCCUUACGACCUCUUCAAGCACGCACCGUUGAUUUCCGAUACUUGA